CCUGAAAAAAAACCUGGAUACGCGUCACUAAAUCAAUAAUUGGGCACGUGCCCUUGUUUUUGGAAACUGUUGUGCUGAAAGGAAGAAUUAACUGGUCUUUCAACUUCAGCCUUUUUAUUGUGAGAGGGGAGAUCACAGAAGUGUUACCAUGGGGAGAACAGCAGCUAAAGAACAGUUUAAUUGGGAUGAUUAUCUGAAAGAGACUGAAUCAGUAGCUGCCCCUCUACAUUGUUUCAGACAGUCUAGAAUUCCACCUACGAAUGAUUUCAAAGUUGGUAUGAAACUGGAAGCCCAUGAUCCUCGCAAUGUUACCUCAGUUUGCAUAGCUACAGUAAUUGGAAUCACUGGUGCCAGGCUAAGGUUGCGACUGGAUGGAAGUGACAACAAAAAUGAUUUCUGGAGGCUUGUGGAUUCAUCGGACAUACAGCCCAUCGGGACCUGUGAAAAGAAAGGGGGCAUGCUGCAACCUCCUCUUGGGUUCCAGAUGAAUGCAUCUUCUUGGCCAAUGUUUCUCUUAAGAACUCUCAAUGGAGCUGAAAUGGCACCUGCAGCAUUCUUUAAGAAGGAACCACCAAAACCUGUGCCAAACUGCUUUAAAGUUGGAAUGAAACUUGAAGCUAUAGAUAGAAAGAACCCAUACUUGAUUUGCCCAGCAACCAUUGGAGAUGUUAAAGGAGAUGAAGUUUUUGUUACAUUUGAUGGCUGGAGAGGAGCAUUUGACUAUUGGUGCAGGUGUGAUUCUCGAGAUAUUUUCCCAGUUGGAUGGUGUAGCUUGACAGGAGAUGCAUUACAACCACCAGGGAACAAUGUUUCCAUUACAAAGAGCAGUGCAAAAAUCCAAUCUUCCCCUUCCAAAGUGACCCGACGUUCAAUGCAGUCUCCACAGAAAUCUGCUCCGGUACCAGCGCAACGGGGCAGGAAACCAGGUCGGGGCAAACCCCCUGGACAGUCUCCAGUUCCCAAGAAGGGCAGGUCUCCUAAAAAUAUUCCCCUGACAAAAAGCACCUCUCAUACUGAAAAUCUUAAAACAAGGAAAAAAAGUUUAAAACCUGGAAAAAAGAAAAACAUCUUGCUGGAAGAAGCGACUCCUGCAUCUCCUCUUCCUCCUCAUUCUUCUGAGGGAGACAGUGGCACUACGCAGAUACUUAAGGAUGGAAUUAGUUUGUCUGGUGCAACUGCAGCAGUUAUGUCCACAGUGUGUGUUUACGUCAACAAGCAUGGAAAUUCUGGGCCUCACCUGGAUAAGAAGAAGGUUCAGCAGCUUCCUGAUCACUUUGGACCAGGUCCUGUCAAUGUGGUACUUCAGCAGGCUGUUCAGGCUUGCGUGGAUUGUGCCUAUCAGUCCAAAACAGUCUUUGGAUUUCUGAAAUCUGGCCAUCACGGAGGGCAAAUGAUAACUGCUUCCUUUGAUGGGGAAAAGCACGCCAUCAAUCUUCCUUCUGUAAACAGCGCAUCGUUUGUCCUGCGCUUCUUGGAGAAGCUCUGUCACAGCCUGCAGUGUGAUAAUCUCUUCAGUAGCCAGCCUUUCAGCCCUUACAUGGGAUGUGCACAUAGUCCUGCUGAGUAUGACAGGAACAAACCAGCAAAAGAAGAAAUAUCUGAAAACAGGAGUGCUAAACGGUACUCUCAGGACUCUCCACCGUAUACUGUCCCUCUUUCCCCUAAGCUUCCCAGAAAUGAUGCACAUCCAUCUGAAGCAGAAACUUUACCUAUAGAAGAAAACAGCACUUCCAAAGAACACCGAUUUUCUGAGGACUCCAUGGAUUCCGCACUCAGCUCUGUCAACCCUUCAAGCCCGACCCGUCGAAAUUCCACGGAGUAUCGUGCUUCAGGGAGUGCAGCAUAUUACAGAAAUUCCCUUCAGCCAGGGACUACUACCUCAAAUUCAGCCCCAGCCCUGCGCAGGCUGUCCUUGAGCUCUGCUGGGAGCAGUGGUUACUAUGAAGUUAGUAGGAAUCGAAUACAGAGGCGGAUCGAAGCUGCAAGUUCCACAACUGGACCAGAUCUGAAUUCACUGAAAAGGGAACCUUCAAGAAUGUUGAAUAAGGAUCCUUCCACCUGGUCAAUAGAGGAAGUAAUGCGUUUUGUGAAAGAAGCUGAUCCACAGGCACUAGCUCCACAUGCAGAACUCUUCAGGAGACAUGAAAUUGAUGGGAAAGCACUACUGUUACUGAGGAGCGAUAUGAUCAUGAAAUAUAUGGGACUGAAGCUGGGGCCUGCACUAAAGUUGUGCUACCACAUUGAAAGACUUAAACAAGGGAAGUUCUAGCCAGUGGGAUUACCACAAACUCGUGUGUUUGCAUCACACUAAGCUCUCAGGUUCACAGCCAUCACCUUUAUUUGAAACUAUUUUUCUGAUAUAAAUUGUCUUUAUUCUUUGAAAGUGCUCUCCAAAUGUAAAAAAGACAUUCAGGAUAAAAGGUGUGUGUGUGUGUGAGGGGGAAUCUGUAUUAAGUCCCAGUAUUUUCUGAACUAUUUCAGGAAGUUUGCAGGGAAGGACAGUUGAUCAUACUGGGGGUGGACAGGUCAACGUGCUCUCUGAAACCUGAAAAGUGUGUUCUAUAUUACACACUUCAGCCAGUGUGUUCAUGUUCAGAACCAAAACAGCUGAAUCCCAAAGGAAAAUAAUAAAGCAACCAGCACCAGGUGUUAAUAAUUUUUACAGGGGCAGCUGUAAGCUUUUAUAUUGCAAGAAAAAUUUAAAAUAGAAGGUAUCCUCUCUGUAGAGAGUACCGUGUCUGGUCUUCCAGCAGAGUAACACUCUAAUAUAUCAUUCUAGAUGAUUCUUCCUAGAUUUCCAUAAAGGGAAUAGCCAUAUGAACUGGUCAUGGGAGGGAUGGAAGUGUGGCGACGGAAGGGCUACGGAGGGAGAGGGCUUAAUACAAAUAUAAGCUUUUAUAAAGUGUGAUUAUCGGUCCUUUGCUAAGUUAUGAGGACAAAUGUAGGGUAUAUUGUCAAUUUGUGCAGGCAAUAAAUAUUUCUGUUUCGUGGAAGGGCAUAUUGGCUGUAUAAACAGCCAUUUCUGGGAUGGACUAAUUUAACUGGAACGACGCAUCCACAUUUUAAACAUUCCAUCUUUUUGCCAAGUUUGGUGUGGAUAUAUGUGUUCAUGCUUUUUAUAUAGACACGUGUAUGUGUUGGGGAAAUACAUACUAUAUAUGUGUAAAAAUAUACAUACACACUGUACAUAUGUAUUCAGUUUUUUAACAUGUACUUUGCACUGUGCCAGAGACAACUGUACAGUUUCUUCUUGGUUUUUUUUUUACCAGUUAAUUUAGUCGUGUACUACUUUCAUAUUCAUUA
Messenger RNA from Colius striatus (speckled mousebird), 3303 nucleotides. It is a transcript of the gene SCML2, whose product is annotated as Scm polycomb group protein like 2. The transcript has 14 exons. Lineage: Eukaryota; Metazoa; Chordata; Aves; Coliiformes; Coliidae. The record is from RefSeq and is a predicted model, not a curated record. Gene Ontology annotation, biological process: regulation of DNA-templated transcription. Gene Ontology annotation, molecular function: protein binding. The coding region runs from base 149 to 2269 and encodes 706 amino acids. Gene Ontology annotation, cellular component: nucleus.